AUGAUCGUCGUACCGCGAUUACUGCACUCCCGGAGGAGACCCGACUUAGAGGCCGACGACCUCGAGGCAAUAUUUGUCGAAGUAUCGCACCAAACUGGCAAGACACUAAUCUGUUGCGUCUACUGUCCACCUGUCACCCGAGCCUCUUCAUACAACCUGCUCCACCACUCACUCCAACAAGUCAAACCCCAAACUUACACCAAUGUGUGUGUUGUAGGCGACUUUAACGCCCAUAUCGACUGGAAUGACCUCGCAGCCCCCAUACCAUCCGGACCACCUGACGACCAACUCCUCGAUGUGAUGGAGACAUCUGGCUACAUACAGCUGUGUGGGGAGGCGUCCUACGUCUCCCACAACCAAAAUGCGUCCUUCCUUGACCUGGUGUUUGCCAGCAACCCAUCCGUAAUACAGAGCUGUACAGUGCGGCCAAGCCUUGGUGGUUGUGACCACAGUGCUAUUCAUCUGAAUAGCUUAACAUCCUUGCCAAAGGUUGGACACUUCGCGAGAAAAAUACAACUAUUUGAAAAAAUUGACACUGCUCAUCUCGACAUGCUGCUUCACUUGGCAUCAUGGUUGAUAAUGCUGGACAAACCGUCUGCCGACGAGAUGUACGAGACCUGGCUGGACUUCAUGCACGCCAUUGAAAAAGAAUGUGUGCCCACAAAGACUAAAUCGAAGCCCCGCUCAGGCCCGUGGAUCACUGCUCACAUCUUGAAACUAGCCCACCGUAAACAGAAGUUAUUCAGAAAAGUUAAGAAAACCGGAAAUCCGCACAUCCUUAAUCUAGCCCGCCAAGUACAGAGGGAACUAAAGAAGAAAACCCGUGUAUCCUACACGGCCUAUGUGCAGCAUAUCGCAGAGAAGACCGCAAGAAAUCCAAAGCUCUUCUGGUCUUUCGUGAAGCACCACAAAACGACUUCCUCUUCUCCAGUGUUCCAGAACGACGGAAUAACAGUAAGAACAGCUGAAGAGACGGCUGCCAUUUUCAGCACCUACUUUGCGUCUGCGUGGACGCCGCGAGAAAAUCCUCCGGCUCAUUCCUUUCUGGAGGACCAGCCCUCACUUUCCGAGCCUCUUGCACCUUUGGACAUAACCUGUGAUGACACCUGGGAGGCAUUGCAAAGUGUGAACCCGUCCCAACGAGCAGGGCCUGAUGGCAUACACACAGCGUUCUUCAAGGCUUGUGCAAGCAAACUCUGUCCGAUCCUUACCAUCAUGUUCUCAUCACUUCUUGAACAGGGCUCAGUUCCAUCCAAGUGGAAAACAGCUUUGGUUAAACCGAUCCACAAGGGAAACGGCACUUCCGUCACGUCCGUGCGCUCCUACCGCCCUAUCUCUGUUACAUCAGUUGUGUGCAGAACAAUGGAGCAAAUUAUUAACACCAAGAUACUUAAUCAACUGGAGGAGCGGAGCUUACUCACGACUCACUAG
Messenger RNA from Ixodes scapularis (black-legged tick), 1431 nucleotides. RefSeq lists its product as uncharacterized. The transcript has a single exon. The record is from RefSeq and is a predicted model, not a curated record. Lineage: Eukaryota; Metazoa; Arthropoda; Arachnida; Ixodida; Ixodidae. Gene Ontology annotation, molecular function: catalytic activity. Bases 1 to 1431 code for a protein of 476 amino acids.